CAACGGGCCCACAGUACUGGUACUGUUAUGAAACGGAGUCCCGCUGGUAUGUCACUUUUCUUUGUUUAAAGUCUGCCUUUCCACUCGCUCCAGGUCGUCUGUGUGGAACCUCAAAAACUUUCCAUCAUGCAACUGGAGGCUCAGCUACGUUUAUGUCAGAGUUGUCUUUGGUGCUGCAAGAGCGGUCUGCGUCUGCUCUCACAGAGCUAUGUACACAGAAAAGCUGUGAACUACUACGACCUCCUUGGAGUCAAAUCUGAUGCAUCCUUGGACGAAAUUAAAAAUGCAUUUUUCAACAAAUCUAAGAAGUUACACCCAGACAGUGACCCAUCCAACCCAGCGCUGCACAGCCAAUUUGUGGAGCUGAACGAGGCCUACCGAGUGCUGAGCAAAGAGCUGAGCAGGAAGGAAUACGACUUCAAAAUCCGACCUCCAUACAGCGGGGGCCAGGCCUUCAGAUCUACCUCCAGUCACACCACCUACAGAGCCAGUACGGGGACCCAGAACAACUUUCGUUAUUGGGAGCAGUUUCGUCAAGCACAGGAGAUGCCGGCAGAGGAGUGGCAGAAGAGACGGAAGAGGAACUUCCACCUGGUUUGCUACUGCAUCGUCACGAUGGUGCUCAGCAUCGGAGCCCACUUAGUCUUCUUUAGGAAACUUGAACAAGUUCACAAUAACUUCAUGGAUGAGAAAGAUCGAAUCAUCACAGAAAUUUACAAUGAAUCCAAAGAGAGAGCCAGGGUCAACGGUUUUAAGAAGCAGACAGAAAUCCUGCGGCAGAAACAUGCUGAGUUUGUAGAGAAGUUCAAAAUCCGCAACGAUGGAGAAGACAAGUAGGAGAGUCUCCAACUGUGCUCAGUAAUGAUGGAGUUUGAGCUGCCAGCAGGUUGAAGGUGGACGCAAGACUGAUUGUGGUACCUGUUUUAGGAUUUUAAAGUUGUUUUUUUUUUUUAUUUAAACGAAACAGAUUGAUGCACCCGUGUUUGUUCUCAGCUGUGAUCCUGAGGACUUGAAGACACAGAACGCGGGUGUGAUGUUGGGUUUCAUCUGGUCAUACAUAUGUGUCUUCAUGACCAUGCUAAACUGCACAUCAGACUGGACUGAUCUGUUGAACCAUUUAUACUUAGUGUGGAUUAUUUGAAGUGAUGUGAUGGUCAAAAGGAUCCAGCUUCAGCUCAAACCUCUCUGAGCCACAAAGAAAACUGUAUAAGUUGCUUCUAAUUAGGGCUGGGUAUUAUUUAAAAAACUGUCACCAGAUGCUAUGGGUGUGUGUGCCUGGGUCCAGACUGGUUGUCUGGCAUUGCGACAUGAAAGAGCAGCUUCUUUGUUAAAAUGAAAACCUACUAGUGAGUAUCACAGAGGGAAUCAAUUAGCCAGUCAGCGCCACGGGUGGUACGAACGCCAUUGUCAAGUGUUAUCAAGCGAUGUGCCAGAACCAAAGAGGAGUAAUAAUAACAAUGGUGAGUGCUAUAGACAAGAUAGAUGCUGCUAUUGAGGAUGCUUUUAGUCGUCAUAACUUCUCAACAUUGCCCAGUGUUGUAGUUUGUGUUACUUUGCUUAGCUCCACUCUUAAAAGCCCAGCAAAACAGUGUGUGGACUUAAAGUGACGUUAGAUUCAGGCAGCCACAUUGCUCUGUAGUGAUUGGUUAGGGAAAAUUGAAUUCUCCUCCCUCACAGAAAUUAAUUAGAGAGGUGGCAAUGUCACACUAAAGAUGGAAACAGACUGUUACAAGUUGACAAUUCUGUCCGAUAUCAGGCGACAGACAUGUAGUAUAGCCCUACUUUUGAAUGUUGUGGUGGCACCUUAGCACACUGAACUGUCAACUCUGUCAAACACACCACACUCGACUUCAUACUGAACUGUACUUAAAAUGAAGAACGCCUGAGGUGUUUGGCUGCAAGGAAAUCCAUACGAGUAGUCACUUUUUUUUUAGAUCUAUGUACAUAAAGGAUCAAAUUCAGGUAUUGUUUGAUCAGAGAAGUUUUGAUACUACUUGGUAACGGCUUGUUUCAGGGUACUGAUACCCAGCCCUGAUCCAGAUGAACACACGGGAACCUGUUAUUUAUUGUCCCCUGACUCAUUGCUGUUAGUGGUACACAGCAUACAGGGCUCACAAAUAAAAGCCAAUCAAUGCCAGAUGAGUUGAGUCAGGUCAAGACAGGACUGACUAACUGAUUGAUUAAAAUCAUAUCUUGGGCUGAACAUUAAUGUUCUCUUAGGUUUGAUGAGACUGUUGGGGGAUGAUUGGGGAGGGUGAAGUAUGACUGUGCAAAGUCAAAAGUUUCGGCAAUAAGUGGUCGAAACAAAGUGAUUGAAAAAUGCGACUAUGCCUCUUCAGUAAUCACAGGUAUGGAUCUUGGGACAUCACUGUCAAACUCCUCAUUGUUCCCUCUGUCGACCUUCUGUGUUACUGUAAAAAUGCAACACCAUGCAUAAUAAAUGGACCUCCAUUUGUUAUAAAUAGAGUUAGAGAAGAAGAAGAUCAAUAUUAUGGCUUGAAAAGAAGUGACACUGAGUAAUUUAUUUAGACUAUGAGACUAUGAAAAUGUUAACAUUGAAUGAGUGGAAAGAAGUUCACUGGUUAUUUCAACAUUUUCCACUUUGCCUCUCAGUUUUUAGAUUUUAGAGAUUUUUGAUGUCAUUCUGUUUUUAACUGCCUUACCUCUUUCCUGAGGGGAUGUCAGAGGGAAAUGAUUAAAAGAUCAACAUUUUCUCAUUAAUCAUUACUUUUCCUUUUUGUUUGUCUCUCAUUCAUGUAUGUGUUGGUCCUGGAUUUGUAAUACAGAACAGACUACAGACACUGCAUGAUUU
Molecule: messenger RNA, 2812 nt
Organism: Epinephelus fuscoguttatus (brown-marbled grouper)
Lineage: Eukaryota; Metazoa; Chordata; Actinopteri; Perciformes; Serranidae
Gene: dnajc4
Product: DnaJ (Hsp40) homolog, subfamily C, member 4
Exons: 7
Coding region: 127-837 (236 amino acids)
Source: RefSeq, a predicted model, not a curated record